AUGGCCAUAUCAACUAAAUGCUAUGGAGAUCAUUAUGAGUACAGACUGGAGCUCGACCGCGCACUCGAUCGAGCUGGAAGCACAGAUGAGAAAAGAUAUGCUUGCACUCAAUCGAAGUUGGACAAACUGAUCCUAGCCCAAUUCCCUGCUAAGCAUGUCAAUUAUGUCUCUGGAAAAGCUCUAGUUAAAGAUCAGGAAGGGGAGGAGACCCAACAUGAGGUUUGCUAUAUUCAAAAUAGACAAGGAAGCUUUAGGAAUCCUCAGAAAGGAUCUACAGUUGGCUAUGGACAACAAGGGACAUACCCAGCUAUCCAAACACCUUGCCGCACCAACACCACAGUGUACCACCAGGCUUCACAAAGGCUAAUCAUACCCAACCACGUCAAGAUUGGGAUAUGA
Molecule: messenger RNA, 399 nt
Organism: Microthlaspi erraticum
Lineage: Eukaryota; Viridiplantae; Streptophyta; Magnoliopsida; Brassicales; Brassicaceae
Source: the annotation of a GenBank genome assembly